AUGUUGCACUUUGUAUUUCGACUUUUUCUUCUCUUUGCUGUUCUCGCUGCUGUGCAGAGUUGCGAUUGCAGCAAACUGAAACCAGGUCAAUGCUGCGCCAAUCUUGGUGGACAACGGUGCUGCCAUUUCCGAAAGAGGAGAUCCGUAGAUUCCGUAGAUUCCGCAGAUUCCUAUGAGACAGAGUUCGAUCGUCGGCGUUAG
Molecule: messenger RNA, 201 nt
Organism: Necator americanus (New World hookworm)
Lineage: Eukaryota; Metazoa; Nematoda; Chromadorea; Rhabditida; Ancylostomatidae
Exons: 2
Coding region: 1-201 (66 amino acids)
Source: RefSeq, a predicted model, not a curated record